Microplitis demolitor is the source of this 1926-nucleotide messenger RNA. RefSeq names its product spidroin-2. Bases 167 to 1576 code for a protein of 469 amino acids. The record is from RefSeq and is a predicted model, not a curated record. The transcript has 6 exons. Lineage: Eukaryota; Metazoa; Arthropoda; Insecta; Hymenoptera; Braconidae. Gene Ontology annotation, molecular function: carbohydrate binding.
UUACUGUAAAUAGAAAUUCAGUAUGUGUGUGAUCAAGUAAGACGCAGGACGUCUUGUCAUCAGUUUUCAGCAAAAAAAUACUGCAGUAUUCCAUAAUCUGGAGUUUUUAAUAAAACCAAGUUAAUAAACUUUAUAUAAAAUAGAUAUUUAGAUAAAUAUCACAACAAUGGCAUCGCCAAUAUUAAAUCCGGAAAUUCCUUAUGUCGGUGAAGUGCUCGGCGGUUUAUCACCAGGCAAGAUGUUGAAAGUUCAUGGAUCAACACCCCCAGACGCUGUGCGAUUUGCAAUAAACUAUCAGUUGGGCCCAAAUAUAAAUCCACGUGAUGACAUUGCCAUCCACUUGUCACCUCGAUUCCAAGAUGGUUUCAUUACAAGAAACCACAUAAAAUCAAUGUCCUGGGGACCUGAAGAAAACAGCGGGCCUAUGUGGAUACAACCUGGCCAAGAAUUCGAGAUAAUUAUUCUCUGUGAGCCACUGCAGUAUAAAAUAGCCAUCAAUGGCAGACAUUUUACUCAAUUUGCUCACCGAUUACCUUAUCAGAAAGUCACACAUCUCGUAAUUGAUGGUGAUGUUGAAAUAAAAUCAAUUCAUUUUGAGUCUAUCGGUGCUCCGCCUUCAGCUAGAGUUGCUUCUGCCCCUGAUGUACCUGCUCCCGAUUUCGGAGCACCUGGACCAGGAGGAUUAUAUCCUAGUUUGAAACCAGAUGCACCACCAUCGGGUGGCUAUGGCCAUCCUGGAGGUUAUGGACCACCUCCAGAUGCUUAUGGUAAUUCAGGAGGUUACAAUCCACCUAGAGCAUACGGUUAUCAGCCGGGUUAUGCAGAACCUGAGGAAGAAGAAGCAUUCGGUGGCUGUUUAGACAAAGUUGGUCUGGCUGUUGGUGGAUUGAUUGCUGCUGGAGGUGUUGCUGCUGCUAUGCACGCUUACAAUAAAAAGAAACACGAGCACGAUGAGCCGGAGCAUGAAAAAUCCGAUUCCUCAAAAACUGAAAGUGACGGCGGUGGAUUGAAUUUGGGUGCUCUAGGUGCUGCGUUAGCCAGUAGUCUCGCUGCCAAUGCUCUUCAAGGUGAGAUGGGCCGUGGACAGCAUCAAGGAUAUCCUGCACAAGAGAGUGGAGGCGGUGGGAUGCUUGGAUCUCUUCUCGGCGCACUUGGCGGAGGAGGUCAUCAUCAGCCAGCUCAGGCACCUCCACCCCUACCAGUUGAUCCGAUGGGAGGAUUUGGAUCCAUUCUCAGCGGUGUCCUUGGAGGUGGUGGUGGACAUCAACAGCAUUCAGGAGGAUAUCAACCUACCGGAGGUUACGGUUCUCAGAAUCAAGGAUCAGGAGAUUUAUUGAGUGCUCUCGGGUCGUCUUUAUUCAGCUCAGCUCUAGACGGUCUCUCUAAGCACAAGUCACACGAUAAUCAUCCGUCACAACCACCACCGCCGGCAUAUCAUCAGAGCUACGGUCCUAGGAAUGAUCCGCCUUCACCACAGCCGCCUCCACGCGCUCCUACAUCACCGCCUGCAUCAGGCGGGAAAUUAUCUGCCGCUGAAAUAUCCAAAGGACUUGGACUCAGUGACGAUGAAGAAUAAAAUAUAUAUUUUAGUUAUUUAAAACAAAUAUAUAUAUUAUAUUAACAAUUAAUUGUUCAAAUCGUGCUUCUAUUAACGGCGAUAAAAUUUCAAAACGUCACCGCAAGCUUCGUAAAAAUUUUAUCCAGUAGAAAAUAAUUGUAAAAAUAAGAAUCUCAAAUGAGAUAACGAUCAAUACGGUACAAUUUUUAUUUUUUUUUUAAUUGAUUUUAUUUUAUACGCACAAUUUAUUUAUUGCUUACAAAAUAAUGAAUCAAAAUUAAAAACAUUAAAAUAUAGCAGCUAAUUAAAUACAAAUUAGUAAUUAUCAAAAAAAUUAUUAUAUUUUUUGAUAGAUAAAUAUUGUUAUU